This is a messenger RNA of Kluyveromyces lactis, 456 nucleotides long. RefSeq lists its product as uncharacterized. Lineage: Eukaryota; Fungi; Ascomycota; Saccharomycetes; Saccharomycetales; Saccharomycetaceae. The record is from RefSeq and is a predicted model, not a curated record. Bases 1 to 456 code for a protein of 151 amino acids. The transcript has a single exon.
AUGGCAGCGUCAGUUAAACAAUCAGGUAUUCUUCCGUCGUAUGACGAAGCAGUCGGACAAGGUUCGUCUACCGGUGCUUCUCGGCAUCAAGAGGCAUCAAAUGAUGAACCAAAUGAUGAACCAAAUGACGAAUCAAAUGAUGCGUCCAAUGAUAUACCAAAUAAUGCCACCAAUUCCACCACUACCAGUAGCUGCAAUACCGGUACUGAUAUCGACCAGCUUCCCUGGACGUAUCCUCCAUGGUAUUACUGUAGAAGGUGCGGGAACACCGGUGUAGAGACCAGGACGCAACGCAGGUGUAGAACAUGUUGGUCAAGAUUCAAUAGAAGGCAGUUUCCAGCAAGACGUGGUCUUAUACUCACAGUUGUGCUCUUAGGUGUAGCUGUAGUAAAGCAUUUGGGUAAACAUGUCAGCAAUGCCAGCCAUGCCAGCCAUGCCGCCCAUGCAACGGAUUAG